CUCUCUCACAACAUCACAUGAGUCUGUUGGAAGUCGAAAGAAGACGAAGGAGUAAAAAGCAAAAUGGCGUUUGACGGAGAAGACUUAAACGUGGCAACUGGCCAUUAUUGUUUCGGUAUUUGUAUUUAGUGCAUACAUGUACGCAUAUAUGUCGUGCAGUAGAUGAAACAUUGUUAGUCAUUGUUUGUAUCCGGAUACAAUUAGUCUGAGCGCACUUUAUCGUGUCUUAGCCUGCUAGUUAGCUUAGCUUGUUAGCUGCAAACAAAGAGACGCGGACGUUAUCAACACGUCGCUAAGUAGAGAUCAAAUGUGAGUGUCAAGUGUUGAUAAUGUGCGAAAGAACCAUAGCAAAGUAUGAGGAGGACCCUUGUCCAACAAAAGAAGAGAAAGAGCUACAACAUCAACUACUGGACGCUGUUUUCAAGAAACACCAAGUUGUAUUACACACAACAGAUGUCCAGCAGCCCCCCCACAUUAAAAAGAAAGAGGAGGAUCCACAUCCCCCCCACAUGAAAGAGGAAGAGGAGGAAGUGUGGAUCAGUCAGGAGGAGGCUGAUCUCAGCAAGUUUCCACUGACUGUUGUUUGUGUGAAGACUGAAGAGCCUGAAGACAAAGCACCUGAGUCCUCACAGCUUCAUCACAGUCCAAACCUCUGUGAAGAACAACUUCUGCCUGAAAAACAAGAGUGGAGCUUCCGGAUGGUGAAGGAGGAUCCAUCAAAGAGGAAGACCAGGCACCACUUAUCCUCUUUUACACAGACCCUUCCCUGUAAAAAGGAAGAGGAAGACUCACUGACGCCCCACCUGAAGGAGGAAGAGGCGGGACACGGCGUUAGUCAGGAGGGAGGUCAUAUUGAAGGACUGGUGGAGUUCCCAGUGACUGGUGUCCCUGUGACGAGUGAAGAUGAUGAGGUCAACGGUGAAAGUGAGGAGAGGGGAGGGGGGGAGCCUCCAAGCAGCAGCUCAACACAACACAUGAGAAGAGAAGCUGAUGGAGACCACUGUGGAGGAUCACAGGCAGACGAGCUCUUAGCUCCACUAUCAGAUAGUGAGGACACGUCGUCACACUCUGAUGAUGCCACAUGUCACACUGACAACACUCACUUGAAAUGUUCUCACUGUGACAAAACCUUCAACUGCACUAGUGGUCUUAAUAGACACAUGAGAACACACACGGGAGAAAAACCCUUUUCCUGCUCAGAAUGUGGUAAAUGUUUUACAGUAAGUCAGAGUUUAAAAGUACACAUGAGAAUACACACUGGAGAAAAACCUUUUUCUUGUUCAAUCUGUGGUGAAGGUUUUGCACACAGUUCGUGUAUGAAAAAACAUGUAGCAGGACACACAGGAGUGAAAUAUUUUAUUUGUUCAAUCUGUAGUAAAGGUUUUGUUCUAAGUAAAGAUUUGAACGCGCACCUGAAAACACACACUAGUGAAAAACCUUUUUCCUGUUCAGUCUGUGGUAAAGGUUUUGUUCUAAGUACCAAUUUGAAAGUACACAUGAGAGGACACACUGGCGAAAGACCUUUUAUCUGUUCAAUCUGUAGCAAAGGUUUUGUUACAAGUAACAAUUUGAAAGGACACAUGAGAACACACACUGGUGAAAAACCUUUCAUCUGUUCAAUCUGUGGUAAAGGAUUUGUAGAAAGUAACCAUUUGAAAAGACACACGAGAACACACACUGGUGAAAAACCUUUUUCCUGUUCAGUCUGUGGUAAAGGUUUUGUAGAAAGUAAUCGUUUGAAAGUGCACAUGAGAUCACACACUGAUGAAAAACCUUUUUCUUGUGCAAUAUGUGGCUUAUCUUUUACCAGGAAAGAAUGUUUGAAAGUGCACAUGGGAACACACACUGAUGAAAAACCUUUUUCUUGUUCAAUAUGUGGCUUAUCUUUUAAAAGGAAGGGACAUCUGAAAAGACACAAGAAAAUACACACUGGUGAAAAAUCGCAUUCCUGUUCAAUCUGCAACAGAAGCUUUUGUGAACGAUCAAACCUUGUCACACACAUGAGAACACACCCAGGAGAGAAAGUGUUGAGUUGCAGUGUGUGUGGUGAAAAAUUCUCUUAUGAGUACCAGUGUAAGAAACACAAGUGUGCUGGUGAGAACAGCAGCAGAAAAUGAACUGUCAGGACUUUAAUGUUGACUUUCUGACAACCCCAGCACAUAUAACUUGUGUCACAUUAUUGUUUGUCUAACAAUCUUUUUAAUAUGCCUCCACACUCAUAGAAUAUAUACUUUAUUUUAGUGCUUAUUUCAGUCAAGUGACAACACCAGCACAUAUAACCUGUGUGACAUUGUUGUUUGUCUAACAAUCUUUUAAAUAUGCCUCUACACUCUAGAUUAGAUCUUUUAUAUUAGUGCUUUUUUCAGUCAAGUACAUGCAUUCAUAUGCAACAUUGUGUACUUUUAUUAAAAAAUAAACCGAACAAUUUGACUGAAAAGGUGAAAGUAAACAGUAGAAGCCAUUUUAUUUAUAUACAAUAAACAUUUUAUGUCUAUAUAUUCAUAAAUCAAUUUUAGAUUUAUUCAUAAUAGUGUUUUUAUAGGUGUUUGAAAUAUUAAAAUACACAUUAUUUCUAAUUGUUAAUGAUCCUGUAGAUUAGCAGCUUUGUAUGAUAUACAUAUGUACUGUUUCACAUCUGAAACAUUUUCUGGAUUAUAUUUUACUUUAUACAUCAUUUAAACAAUUAUCUUAUACAGUUUUAAAAUGUGUGACAUUAUGAUUUAUUUGUUGGGUCUUUAUAAUUAAUUUUAUAAAUUAUUUUUGUUACUCUCUUUUAUAACAUGAUGAUUGUGUUGUGAUGUUUUAUAUGUAUGUCCUGAGACCUUUAUGCAAUAAAAAAUGUGUGAGAAAAUG
Messenger RNA from Nerophis ophidion (straightnose pipefish), 2853 nucleotides. Its product is annotated as gastrula zinc finger protein XlCGF28.1-like. The transcript is spliced from 3 exons. The record is from RefSeq and is a predicted model, not a curated record. NCBI's taxonomy places the organism in Eukaryota, Metazoa, Chordata, Actinopteri, Syngnathiformes, Syngnathidae. Bases 330 to 2117 code for a protein of 595 amino acids. Gene Ontology annotation, molecular function: DNA-binding transcription activator activity, RNA polymerase II-specific; RNA polymerase II cis-regulatory region sequence-specific DNA binding. Gene Ontology annotation, biological process: regulation of transcription by RNA polymerase II. Gene Ontology annotation, cellular component: nucleus.